Acytostelium subglobosum LB1 is the source of this 231-nucleotide messenger RNA. RefSeq lists its product as hypothetical. The annotation marks the transcript as partial. The transcript has a single exon. Lineage: Eukaryota; Evosea; Eumycetozoa; Acytosteliales; Acytosteliaceae. The record is from RefSeq and is a predicted model, not a curated record.
AGAAGAGACCUGCUGAGCUUCUCCAGGAGUACAAGUCAACUACCAACACCAAAUAAUCAACCAACCAACCAAUCUAUCAAUCAAACAAUCCACCCUACUGCUACCCUCCCAACCCAACAUCCCAACACUCCCCACCUUCCGAUCAAAAUUGGUUGGUUCCCCAAAGCAUCACAAGAAAAUGAUGAAGACAAAGAGCCAACGAUAACAACAACAACAAUCACCAAAGUGUUA